AUGCCUCUAGAAGGACCUAUGCAACGGUAUACAUGGUCGUCUUGCUCAGGCUGCGCGUGUCCCAACCAUCACAUUCCCACCCACGUAUCCGAGGACGGAAGUGCACCUGAUUCCAUACCUGAUUUCUCCCAUCUCGAACGCUCGAACGAUCCUCCUCUUCCUGGCGAAGCAGAGACCCUAGAAUCUAUGAUAUUCGACUGGGAAGAAUCCGCCGCCGCCAUCAGCAAAGAAAUCGAGGAAAUGCGUGCACUGAGGAAGGAACUGCUCAAAGGUGUGGACCAUUUAGAGAAGCGGACCUCUACGCUUUGUCAAAAUCGCCUGGUCUUCAACGAACGUAUUCGAGAUAGGAAGACUUUGCUUAGCCCUGUACGACGCCUUCCAGCAGACGUCUUGCUGCAUAUCUUUCACGAGACGAUCGAGUUUCCCAGGGAGUGUGUCAAUGCGCCUGGCACCUGGAAGCGCUUUGGUCUCGAGCGUCCAUCUGACACCGAUUCACCCUGGUCUAUUGUCUCCGUCUCAAGACGCUGGCGAGAGGUUGCACUCUCGUUCCCAGAGCUCUGGACUUUCAUCAAUAUCGCUCUCAGUGAGGAACUCUUUGAAGAAGGCGAUUAUGGGUACCUACGCUUCAUCAGUCUCCACCUGUCCCGCUCCGGGUCUCGUCCACUAUCAGUUGCCAUUUAUGAGGAUGGCUGUUCGUCUUUUGACGAAUUACCUCCAAGCUUGCUCGGAUCUCUGUUUUCGUUUGCUCACCGCAUCCAUCAUCUCUAUCUUCAUCUCGUGACAUGCACAUUUGCUUCAUUGUCUCCUCUGCGUACUUCUUUUAGCCAAUUGAAAACACUUUUCAUCGCGCCCGUGGAUGAAGAAUAUGAAGAUUGCGAAGAACUCGAGGUAUUCGAUUUAGCUCGGGAGCUACAUACUGUCACAACCAUCAAUGCCGACCUCUCGUUCUCAUUCGUUCUUUCAUGGAGAAGCAUCAUUCGUUACGAAUGUGAUUACGAUCCCACGGAGCCAUCCGGCCACACGACCCCCGAUUUUUUUCUUCAGCUUCUAGAGGAUAUGGAAAACCUCACAAGUUGCUUUUGGAGAUCCGGAUUACGGACAUACGGAGAUGGAUUGGACCAUAUAGAAGAGCCGAUUGCUUGUCAGAAGCUUCAAUCACUGGAGAUAGCUUCCGGUCACCUCGCUGAUCCAGAAGCGAUACGUCAAGUCAUUGAUCACCUGCAUCUGCCUUCUCUCUCGUCCUUACGAGUCGCGUGCUCAGACAAGGCCUACGAGAGUGAAAUUCCAUUCGGUUCUAUAACCAGGCUCAUUGGACGUUCUUGGUGCAGGCUCACAACGCUUGCUUUCUCUCAGGGCGCAGUGCCUUCCGACCAACUACUCUACAUAUUUGAUCAAACGCCAACGCUGGAAGAGGUGGAGCUCGUCGACGUAGGGCCCGAAGCGAUCACGGACGAACUUGAAAAUGCUGAUAAACAUUUACUUCCGCGACUUCGCUCUCUGUACCUCCGUGGAUACUUCACUUUUUCCAUGGCCAUGUACGCUUCUAUGGUCGAAUCUCGAUGGAAGAGCACGUCCCAGUUUUCGCAGGUCGUCAAGUUAAAGUCUGUCACGCUACGGAAGGACGUAAACGUCCGGCUCGUUGAAAAGGAGCGGGCUAUCUGCUUGGCUGUUCUUACUCCGUUGCGCACAGAAGGACUUGAGCUGAACGUGAAACUACAACCGGUCUUUGGGCCCGAGGACGAGCACGGAGGCGAAGAUGAUGAGGAGGACGAGGAGGACGAAGAUGACAAUACCGAUAAUUCGAGGGACGGAUGA
Molecule: messenger RNA, 1815 nt
Organism: Desarmillaria tabescens
Lineage: Eukaryota; Fungi; Basidiomycota; Agaricomycetes; Agaricales; Physalacriaceae
Exons: 2
Coding region: 1-1815 (604 amino acids)
Source: RefSeq, a predicted model, not a curated record